AUGCUAUCGAAACGUAUCCUCACGUCCAGUCGACCCUUGUCCACAUCCGCCGUUUCUAACUCAUGGUUUGGUGAUUUAUUCGGCAACAAGAAAUCGAAAAUAACCAGUCAACAGAAACGAUCCGAUAUAAUUGAAAAACAAGAUGACUAUAUAGAUAAAGAACUCACCAAGAUUACUCAUUUAACUCGUGAAAAUUCUCCUCAGUAUUUGGCAAAGAAACAACAGAAUAAAGUGAAGCCCGAGUUCAAAGUACGUGAUUGGAAGAAUGUCAAGUUUUUACAUGCUAAAGAUUUGGAACUGUUUUAUGAUGAUAAAGCCAAGUUACAAAACGUCGUGAAUCAAACUUAUAAAGAUGUAACGGGAACUGAUACUGACAUAGAGCUUAAUGAUUAUGAGUCUAUUGAUUUACAUGAUUUGAAAUUGAGGUUUGCGUUUGUUAAGCAAUUGCAAUCCAAUUUAGGAUUUGAAUUGAAUGAUUAUGUCAUUAGUUGUAGUCAUGAUUUGCUUUCGUUAUAUUAUGAAGUUGAAAAAGUUGUUAAUAAGAGGUGGAGCAGUGAAAGGAACCCCAAUGCCAUUGUUUUGAGACAAAGUGAUUUUCAGGCCAAGAAUGUAUACCUUAAUGAAUCAAGAGAUGAGUAUGAAAAGCAAAAGGAGUUUUCUAAAUUGUUGAAAGAGCUUGAGAGAUUGGAGCAAAAAGCAGAACAAGAGGCUUAG
Molecule: messenger RNA, 714 nt
Organism: Lodderomyces parapsilosis
Lineage: Eukaryota; Fungi; Ascomycota; Pichiomycetes; Serinales; Debaryomycetaceae
Product: mitochondrial 54S ribosomal protein YmL13
Exons: 1
Coding region: 1-714 (237 amino acids)
Cellular component (GO): mitochondrion
Source: RefSeq, a predicted model, not a curated record